AUGGAAGGAAGAGUAGAACUCCUUGUAAACGGAAUGUGGUCCGCGGUAUGUGAUGACGACUGGGAUAACGUGGAAGCAACUAUUGUUUGCAAAACUCUUUCGACUUUUCCUUUCGACAGGAGAGUUAGCGGUAAAGCCUUCCGUAACAGUUUCUUUGGUCACGGGACGGGAAAAAUUGCAUACUCUAGUGUUAAAUGUAACGGAACGGAAAUUGAUGUGAUGCAUUGUACGCUUAAAGAAGUAGCAAUACCAACUUGUGAUCACUCGAACGAAGCUGGAGUGUCAUGUUCUUUUGCCGAGCAAAUCAAACUAUCACGGCCAGUGAGUACAACAGCUGAAGGCACGGUUUUUAUCAACAUUAACGGUGAUUGGAAUACCCUGUGUGACAAAGACUUUGGAACUCAAGAAGCACAGACUGUUUGCCGAGAACUUGGAUACUGGAGUUCAAAUGUGCAGUUCUUUUCAAAUUCGUGGUUUGGUGAAGGAAAUGGGACGUCACAAGAUCUGAGACCACAAUGCAUGGGAACUGAAACUAAAAUAUCUUUUUGCCCGUUAGAAAAAUCUUGGAAUGAAAUGACUUGUUCUCAUGCGGAUGAUGCUGGUGUACAAUGUACUCCUACGACAUUAGAUACUUCUAAUGUUCGACUUAUUGAUGGAGACAAGCCAGGAAAAGGGAGGAUCGAAGUAAAAUACAACAACCAUUGGGGAUCGUUCUGUUGGAGAAGUCACACUGAAGGUAAAUCAUUUUUGGCUAAAAGAAAUGGAUCAGCUAUUUUAAUUGGGUCGUUACGAUGCCAUGGACAAGAGGACAACAUUGGACUCUGUAAAGCCUUCAUGGACAAAGAAACGUGUACAGACGAAGCUGUAGGAGUAGACUGUACAGACUGUGUAAGCGUCAACAACUCAAAGACAGGCAGCAUCAAGUCAAAUAAUUAUCCACAGCCGUAUGAACCAAACACAGAUUGUUUGUAUAUAAUCCAGCCUCCGACUGGAAUUUACAAAAUUGAAUUUUUAGACUUGCAAAUGGCAGAUUCUGGUGAUUACGUUGAGGUUAAAGAUAAGCUUCAUGGUCGUGUUAUGGGACAUUACACUAUUUUCUCUGGAGUAAAACCAAUUUUUGGUAACCAAUUUUACAUAAGGUACAGAACAAACUCACAAGACGAAUCUAAAGGAUUUCAUUUGCAGUGGUCAGUUGCUGAUAAGGCCGAUACUGUCUCUGUUAAUUGUGAAAACAGUAAAUGGGGAGCUGGCGUAAACUUAACAUCACUUCGAACAAUACUUCCCGAGAUGAGUAAAGCAAAUGAGAUUUUUAUUAACGAGCCUCAGUGCUAUGGGUUUAUCUACGACGACUUACUAUUGUUCCAGCAGUUAUACAACGAAUGUGAUACAAACAAGACGAUAAGUAAUGGCUAUGUAACAUACACUAACCGUAUUGUGUACAUCAGAAAUAAAGUAGUGCAAUGGGAAGUUCCAAUUGAAUGCAGAAAGCAUCAAAGUUCAAGAAUUUACCAUGACCACUUUUCAACAAAUAAAAGAUUUGUUGUAACAGAAGAUGAAAAUGAAGAGUUCAAGUUUAAAACAACUUUUUAUUAUGAUUGGGACAAACGUCUAUCAGAAGACGUACCUUUUGCAUUCAAUCAAACGUACUUCUAUAAAAUACAGUUAACUGAUAAUGACAGUGACCUGACAUUUGAGUUAGAAACAUGUACCCUCCAACAACACAAACAUGGAAAAGUCACAUUGAUAAAAGUAGUUCUGAAUGGGCAACCUAUUAGCAGUGGAGUGACUAUUAUGACAGUGUCCAAAGACAGCAAAGUAAUUGGUAUCAAUAUAAACGAGGAUGUAGAUAGUCAUUUCACGUGUGAUGUUAAAGUCACCUUCAAAUCUACGGACAAAUAA
This is a messenger RNA of Mytilus trossulus (common blue mussel), 1899 nucleotides long. RefSeq names its product deleted in malignant brain tumors 1 protein-like. The transcript has 12 exons. Bases 1 to 1899 code for a protein of 632 amino acids. Lineage: Eukaryota; Metazoa; Mollusca; Bivalvia; Mytilida; Mytilidae. The record is from RefSeq and is a predicted model, not a curated record. Gene Ontology annotation, cellular component: membrane.